GAAUUUUAAUAUUUAAUAUUAAAAUUUUAAUAUUACUAUUUUCAGGCUGAAGUUGAAAUUUACUACUUAUAAUUUUCACACUGAAGUUGAAUGUGGGUAACUGAAACUGCAAAUAGCAAAACAGCUGAUAAGGGAAGACUACACUUGAGUUUUAUGAGACGGCUUAGGGUGUGCAGACGGGGUGGAGUCAGUCACCAGACAAAUCAAGUGGUUAUAGAAUUUGAACUUGAAGUCGUACCUCUGGCCUCCAGGGAGGGGUACAGAGAUCUGGAGAUGAGGUUAUAUAAAAUCUUUCACAGUGAGUUCUGGAAGCUUCAAGGUUGUGAACACUUGGAAAUGCUGGGAGAGUGACAUAAGAGAGCAUGGAAGUAUAUUCUGCUUUACCCCCUCUCCCCAGUACCUUGCCAUAUGCAUCUCUUCCAUUUGGCUGUUCCUGAGUUACAUCCAUUAUCAUAAAUUGGUAAACAUAAGUAAAGCAUUUUCCUGAGUUCUGUAAGUGGUUCUAGCAAAUUAUUGAACCUAAGGAGAGAGGUCAUGGCAGCCCCCAAAUUUGUAGCCAAGUGGAUAAAAUUACAGUGGUCUGGACAUUGGCUUGCAAUUGGCAUAUGAAGUGAGGACAGUUUUGUAUGACUGAGCCCUUAAACCUGUUGGUUUAGAUGCAACUCCAGGUAGGUAGUGUUAGAAUAGGACUGCAUUGUAGGACACCUAGUUGGUAUCAGAAUCAGAGAAUGGUAUGGGAAAAGACACUACGUAUUUAUUGUCAAGGAAUCACAGAAACCUCUAAUAAUUUGAAAAGAUACCACAUUCACAUAAAGACUUAAAUGGCAAGAAACACCAAAGUUUUAAAAAAUGUUUACAGAAAUCUUAAUGCCAUAGUCAGUACUAACUAAAUCUUAGCAUUGGAUACGUAUGAAUGAGUUUGAUGCCUACAAUAGCACUACGAGAUGGCCACCAUUAAGUGUUUCCAUUUUAUAGAUGAAGGCAGCCUCAGAGAGGGUAGGUCUUUGUCUAGUGUCACACAGUUGGCAAGAGCAACUUACCUUUGUAAAUGCCACCUUGAACACCUUUAUUCAUAGCCUCCUUCUUCCUACAGAUUCCCAUGGCAACAGAAGAGUUUGUGAAACCAUCACAGGGUGUUUGCAUGGAAUAGAGACUGAGGAGGCCCCUUCCGAGCACACUAUUUCUGCACAAGGAGUGUCACAGGCCAGGACUCCAAAGCCAGGUCCUUCCAUCCCAAACGCUCAUUCUUGUGAGAUGUGUAUCCUGGUGAUGAAAGACAUUUUGUACCUCACUGAGCACCAGGGAACCCUUCCCUGGCAGAAACCUUAUACUUCUGCAGCCAGUGGGAAAUGGUUUUCAUUUGGUUCUAACCUGCAACUGCACCAGAACCAGGACAGCGGAGAGGAACACAUCAGAAAGGAGGAGAGCUGUGCCUUGCUUCUGAAUAGCUGCAAAAUUCCUCUGUCAGACAAUCUCUUCCCAUGCAAAGAUGUUGAGAAGGAUUUUCCAACCAUCCUGGGCCUUCUUCAACACCAGACCACCCACAGCAGAGAAGAGUAUGCACAUAGAAGCAGGGAGACCUUUCAACAAAGACGUUACAAAUGUGAGCAAGUUUUCAAUGAGAAAGUUCAUGUUACUGAGCAUCAGAGAGUCCACACUGGAGAAAAAGCUUAUAAGCGUAGGGAAUAUGGGAAAUCCUUGAACUCUAAAUAUUCAUUUGUUGAACACCAGAGAACCCAUAAUGCAGAAAAGCCUUAUGUGUGCAGUAUAUGUGGGAAAUCAUUCCUCCAUAAACAAACACUCGUUGGGCACCAGCAGAGAAUUCACACUAGAGAAAGGUCUUAUGUGUGCAUCGAAUGUGGGAAAUCCUUGAGCUCCAAAUACUCACUUGUGGAACACCAGAGAACCCAUAAUGGAGAAAAGCCUUAUGUGUGCAACGUAUGUGGGAAAUCAUUCCGCCACAAACAAACAUUUGUUGGGCACCAGCAGAGAAUCCAUACUGGAGAGAGGCCUUAUGUAUGUAUUGAAUGUGGGAAAUCUUUUAUUCAUUCCUACGACCGCAUUCGACACCAGAGAGUUCACACUGGAGAAAGGGCUUAUCAGUGCAGUGAAUGUGGGAAAUCCUUCAUAUACAAACAGUCACUUCUUGAUCACCAGAGAAUCCACACGGGAGAAAGGCCUUAUGAGUGCAAAGAGUGUGGGAAAGCAUUCAUUCACAAAAAAAGACUUCUUGAGCACCAGAGAAUUCAUACUGGAGAAAAGCCUUAUGUGUGCAUCAUAUGCGGGAAAUCAUUUAUCCGCUCAUCUGACUACAUGCGACACCAGAGAAUUCACACUGGAGAAAGGGCUUAUGAAUGCAGUGACUGUGGGAAAGCCUUCAUCUCCAAACAAACACUUCUUAAGCAUCACAAAAUCCACACUAGAGAAAGGCCUUAUGAAUGCAGUGAAUGUGGGAAAGGCUUCUACCUUGAGGUUAAACUUCUUCAGCACCAAAGAAUCCAUACUAGAGAACAACUUUAUGAUUGCAAUGAAUGUGGAAAAGUCUUCAGCCACCAAAAAAGACUUCUUGAGCACCAGAAAGUUCACACUGGAGAAAAGCCCUGUGAGUGCAGUGAAUGUGGGAAAUGCUUUAGACACCGCACCAGCCUCAUUCAACACCAGAAAGUUCACAGUGGAGAGAGGCCUUAUAACUGCACUGCAUGUGAGAAGGCCUUUAUCUAUAAAAACAAACUUGUUGAGCAUCAGCGAAUCCACACUGGAGAAAAGCCGUAUGAAUGUGGUAAAUGUGGGAAAGCCUUCAACAAAAGAUAUUCCCUUGUCAGGCACCAGAAAGUACACACAACAGAAGAGCCCUAGCAAUUGUUGACAUGUGCCAUUGUCUUAUUCACCAUAACACACCAGAGAGCCGACUUUCCCAGGGAUCCGACAGAAAUUAAACCUCAUAUAUCUGCGUAUCAGUAGUUGAAAGAUUCACUACAAGGUCCAAGUACUUGGGAAACUUUCCAGAGAUUAUUACUUGUACUUUCUAAUCUGCCCAGUGUUACAACAGACACUACCAUGUGGCAUAGCCUCACAUUUUUCAUCAGUCACUCACAUGUGCUCAAGGAAUGCAGACCACUGUGCUCACCAAAUUCUGAAAGGAGUAAUAAAAGCCUAUUGAGGGUCCUCUUCCAUUUUGCUGAACUGUUCAAGGCAUAGACAAAACCCAAAUUUGACGAAGAAGAGCAAUCUGGAUUAUUGUAGCCCAUGGAGGUUUACCUUCUUCAUAGGUUUUUUUUUUUUUAUGUGAUUGCCAUAGUGGGAUAUUCCCUCCCCCACAUUACCCAAGAGGGACAUGGGGUGUCUCACCAUGUGCUGAUGUAUAUGUUCUGCCAAUGUGAAGAGUGAACAGCUCCAACUUUAUGUGCCCCUAGGGACAUAGUAUGAGAUCAGAAAAUAGUUUAGUCCUACGUGUCUUAAUUUUUAUUGGUUUCCAAGGUCUCCUAGGAAAGAGAGCAGAGCUGUGUGGUCCUAAUCAUGGUGUCGAUUUUAUGCCAGAUUUAUUUGUAGCUCCAGAGGUCUCCCUGAGAAGAGGCAUUUGUGACAAACUCAAGUGCUGGGGUCUGCAUGAAUUGUUUAUUUGCAGUGAUGCUCCGUAUUUCCUAGCACCGUUCAUGGCAUCUUAUUUCCCAGGUCCUUCAUUGUAGUCAUGGGCACUGAAGGACAGAAUUGGUAGGCAGGUCACUGGUUGUAAGACCUACUGGGGCCAGGUAAGAACAGUAAUUGGCCCAGACAGGUAGGUGUAAUAAACAGAGAGUGGAAAAUAUUGUAGCCAAGAAGGGUGGAUGUGUCCCAUCCAAAGGUGCAUCCAAAACUGUCUAUGUUACUAUGGCUUCAUGGUUUGGGAGUAUAUAGAAAUUCUCAGGACCUCAGACCUUUGAUUCUCCUUUGGCAGCACACAUUGUCAGCGUAAGUCAUCUGAAGAUUUUGUGGACUCCCAUAACUUCUGUACUGUGUUUGAGAUGAUUGCUGCAUGAGCAGGAAAGCAGGAUUUGAGAGAACAUACACCUUGCCUUUCAGAUAUGUGGUUUUUGUGAUUCACCCAGAUCUGUUAUGCCAGUUAGAAAUUACCUUUAUUACUUCCCAUUUAUUGCCACUGCUGAGAAGGCUGUCCUUCCUAACUUGUGAGGAGUGAAUCCUUAAUAAGUAAAUAUUGUGUUACCCUAUAGUCUGGUUUUCCAAAAGGAGAGGUAGAUGCAUAUUUUUGUGUGGAACCAUUUAUCUUAAAACAUUGAGGUGCAGUUUUUAUACACAAAACCUUCUUUUUAAGAAUUGUUUGUAUGGUUUAUUGCCUAAUUAAUGGGUUUUGAUAUUCAUGUAAUCUCAGUAAGUAUCUUGUCUUAGAAAUAUGUGUGUAUAGGCCGGGUGCAGUGGCUCACGCCUGGGAGGCCAAGGCAGGUAGAUCACCCGAGGUCAGGAGUUCGAGACCAGCCUGGCCAACAUAGUGAACUCCAGUCUCUACUAAAAAUACAAAAAUAGCCGGGCAUGGUGGUGUGGAUCUGUAAUCCCAGCUAUGCAGGAGGCUGAGGCAGGAGAAUCACUUGAACCUGGAAGGCGGAGGUUGCAGUGAGCCAAGGUCACGCCAUUGCACUCCAGCCUGGGUGACAGAGUGACACUUUGUCUCAAAAAAAAAAAAAAAAAAACCAGAAAAUAAAUAUGUGUGUAUAUAUUCUAUUUUGCGUCUUUUCAUUCACCUUAUUUCAUUCAGUCUUCCAAAUAAAAUGUUCUUAAUUUUGAUGAA
Messenger RNA from Cercocebus atys (sooty mangabey), 4780 nucleotides. RefSeq names its product zinc finger protein 549 (gene ZNF549). The transcript has 2 exons. NCBI's taxonomy places the organism in Eukaryota, Metazoa, Chordata, Mammalia, Primates, Cercopithecidae. The record is from RefSeq and is a predicted model, not a curated record. Gene Ontology annotation, molecular function: RNA polymerase II cis-regulatory region sequence-specific DNA binding; DNA-binding transcription activator activity, RNA polymerase II-specific; DNA-binding transcription repressor activity, RNA polymerase II-specific. The coding region runs from base 976 to 2856 and encodes 626 amino acids. Gene Ontology annotation, biological process: negative regulation of transcription by RNA polymerase II. Gene Ontology annotation, cellular component: nucleus.